Molecule: messenger RNA, 1464 nt
Organism: Helianthus annuus (common sunflower)
Lineage: Eukaryota; Viridiplantae; Streptophyta; Magnoliopsida; Asterales; Asteraceae
Product: anthranilate phosphoribosyltransferase, chloroplastic
Exons: 10
Coding region: 23-1189 (388 amino acids)
Biological process (GO): L-tryptophan biosynthetic process
Cellular component (GO): cytosol
Molecular function (GO): anthranilate phosphoribosyltransferase activity
Source: RefSeq, a predicted model, not a curated record
CAAAAUUUGCAACCCAACACCAAUGGCUUCUCUCAGAUUUCACCAUCUCCAUCUCACCCCUUCUUCCCCCUUUCUAAAACCCAAGAUUCAGGCACCCUUUUCACUCAAUUUCAAGCUACACGCUAAUGGCGGAUUCAACAAUCUUGCAGUUUCCAACACGACGUCGUUUCCCCAGUUGAUUGAGUCGUUGAUUGAAAGAAAGAAUUUGACUGAGGGUGAAGCAGAGGAGUGUCUUGAUUUUCUGCUGCAUGAUGCGAAUGAGGCGUUGAUCAGUGCGUUUCUUGUUCUUUUGAGGGCUAAAGGUGAAACUUAUGAAGAAGUGGUGGGAUUAGCUAGAGCCAUGAUCAAACAUUGUAAAAAGGUAGAAGGGUUAGGUGAUGCAGUGGACAUAGUUGGAACGGGUGGUGAUGGUGCAAACACCGUAAAUAUCUCAACCGGAUCAUCCAUAUUAGCAGCCGCUUGUGGAGCAAGAGUUGCAAAGCAAGGGAAUAGGUCAAGCUCAUCUGCAUGUGGAAGUGCUGAUGUAUUGGAAGAAUUGGGUGUUGCAAUUGAAUUAGACCCUGAGGGGGUGAAAAGGUGCGUGAACAAGGCAGGAAUUGGUUUCAUGAUGUCGCCAGUAUACCAUCCUGCUAUGCAAAUCGUUAGGCCCGUGAGGAAACAACUCAAAGUGAAAACCGUAUUCAAUAUCUUGGGUCCUAUGUUAAAUCCAGCACGUGUGCCUUUUGCGGUUGUUGGUGUCUACAAGGAAGAUCUAGUUCAUAAAAUGGCAAAGGCACUUCAACGGUUUGGCAUGAAGAGGGCACUUGUUGUCCACUCUGAAGGGUUGGAUGAAAUGAGUCCUCUUGGUCCAGGACUAGUCCUUGAUGUCACCCAAGAUUCAAUCAAGAAGUUCUCAUUUGAUCCAUUGGAUUUUGGGAUGCCACGUUGCACGGUAGACGACUUGCGCGGUGGUGAUUCGAAAUACAAUGCAGAAGUCUUAAGGCGUGUAUUAGCAGGAGAAAAGGGAUCCAUUGCUGAUGCAUUUGCACUGAAUGCAGCUGCAGCCCUAAUGGUGAGCGGGUGCGUAGAAAGCUUAGGAGAGGGAGUGGUUGUGGCCCGUGAGACAUUAGAAUCCGGAAAUGCGAUCAAAACCCUCGAUUCAUGGAUAGCUAUCUCCAAUAACUCCAUGAAUGUUGAAGUGAUGGCAUGAAUCUCAGUUAAUGAUUUGUGAUGUUGAAGAUAGAAACUGUUGUAGAUUCAUUUGCAGGAGGUUUGACAAACAAAUGAAGCCCCAAAUCAGUUUCUUCUUCUUCUUUUUUUUUUUUUUUUUUUUUUUUUUUUUUUAUCAGUUUUAGGGUUUCACCUUCAAAGAAGAUAGAAAAUAAUGUUGGCCUUUUUUUCUUUGUUUUUGAGUGAAACAUAUACAAUAAACCAAUGAGUUUUUUGGUUUUUUUUUUCUUAUACAACAAGAUGACUUUUAAUCAA